UCAGAUUAUCUCGGUUUCUACCUGCUGGAGGAUUUCGGUACCACAUCACCACACGGCGCCAUAUUAGAUACACAUUAUAUUGCAGCGGACCAAGCCAAGGAAAGGGAACUGGACUCCAGAUGACAAGGCUUCUCAGGCCGCAGUAGUCAAUUCUCAAAACACUCGAGGUGAAUGUUUUAUGGUUGACAACGAGUAAUUGAGUCAAACAUCUCGGGCAGUGCAGUCCAAGGCGUGCUGUUUUCGUCGUUGUUUCGUAGAGUUGCCGGCAGACAUGACUUCCUUGGUUCAGCGGAGCUCGGGCCUGGUGCAGAGGCGGACCGAAGCCUCGCGCAACGCCGCCGACAAAGACCAUCCGGACGGCGAGGAGGACGAGGAGCCCCGCCGGGGAGACGAGCCGGACGAUGAUGAUACCGGAGACUCCAAAGAAACACGUCUCACCUUGAUGGAAGAAGUGCUGUUGUUAGGACUGAAGGACCGAGAGGGCUACACCUCGUUCUGGAACGACUGCAUCUCAUCAGGGCUGCGGGGGUGCAUGCUGAUCGAGCUGGCUCUGCGAGGACGUCUGCAGCUGGAGGCGUGUGGCAUGAGGAGGAAAGGUCUGCUGGCCAGGAAGGUGAUCUGUAAGUCAGACGCUCCGACGGGCGACGUGCUCCUGGACGAAGCACUCAAACACAUCAAAGACACUCAGCCCCCCGAGACCGUGCAGAGCUGGAUCGAGCUGCUGAGUGGAGAGACGUGGAACCCCCUGAAGCUUCACUAUCAGCUGCGGAACGUCCGUGAGAGGCUGGCCAAGAACUUGGUGGAGAAAGGCGUCCUCACGACUGAGAAGCAGAACUUCCUGCUGUUCGACAUGACCACACACCCUCUGACCAACAACAACAUCAAGCAGCGCCUCAUCAAGAAGGUCCAGGAGUCUGUUCUGGACAAGUGGGUGAACGACCCGAAUCGAAUGGACAAGCGGCUGCUGGCGCUCAUCUUCUUAGCCCACUCCUCUGAUGUGUUGGAGAAUGCCUUCGCCCCGCUGCUAGACGACCAGUACGACCUGGCCAUGAAGAGAGUGCGCACGCUGCUGGAGCUGGAGCCCGAGGGGGAGAGCCUGAAGGCCAACGCCAACGAGCUGCUUUGGUCCGUGGUGGCCGCCUUCACCAAAUGAGGCCCCACAGAGAGGACAGCGAGCAGUUGUGGCAUUCAAGUGGCAUUGUACUUUGGGGAAGGAAUCAGAGCCCCCAACAUGGUGACUUGACUGAAUUACAGUUUCCCCCCCCCACCUGGGCUUUUGGAAUGGGCUGCCCUCUUUCCUCAUCCCUCUUCCUCUGCUCUUUAUUUUCCUUCCAGAUGACUGUCCCUGUUGAUCCUCCAUGGCCACGUCCCCCCCCCUGUGACGUUCGUGUUCACUUUUGCUAAAAAUAAUAACUAAUGGAACUCUGGAUGAAGUGGUAGGGUCAUGAUAUGGGUGGAGGCUGAAAUCAAGAUUCAUAUCCUUUUUAAUUUUCUAUCGGGUGUAUCUUUGGAACUGUUUAUGUAAGGCACAGGCGACUCUAGGUAGCGCCCUGACCCCCCUGAGAAUAAAAUAACUAACGGAGAUGUGCAGGGCGGUGAUGCUUCACAGGAAGGAAAGGUUAGCCUGUCUUUAAAUGUAUGGAUACGAUGUGUUCGGUGUCCCAGCAUUCAUCAACUUUAAAAUUAAGGACUGGGUAGAAACCAAUGUGAGAUAUGCUCUUAAAUCCAUCCUGGAUGUUAACCUGUUGGUCCUGUGCAGGGCGCUGGAGACUGACACUGGCAGGGGGGGGGGCUACACCCUGCACAUGUCACCAAUAUAUCAUUGGGCUGACACAGACAGCCAAUCACACCUGCAGGCAGUUUUAAGUUCAUCCGACCUGCAUGUCUUUGGACUCUGGGGGGGGGGUGUUGCAGGCACUUGGUAAAGAUGGCAACAGCACUAACCCCCCCCAGCCUGAGAGCGCCCUACAUUCCAUCGCUGCUGGCCACGAGUGUGUGGAAGAUGGUCUGCCUACACAUGCAUGGAUACACACAGGCCCAGGGAUAUGGAGUGUUGACUUGUGUGACUUAUCACUUACUUACACCUCAGCCCCAUUGAAUUCUGGGAAACCAGUUUAAAAUGAAAAGCCAAAAUAUAGAGAAAUUAAUUUAACCGUGCCGAGAUAAUAGAAAUUCUAAAAUGUUGCUCACAUGUCUAAUUGACAGGGCUGAUAGAAGUGCUACGUAUGAUAAUGAAAGGCAAAUUGAAAAUGAUGUUAAUCUUUCUGUCAUAAAAAGAUCAUACUGUUUUAAAUAUCCUCUGGCCAGUAGUGUUUUUUUUAUUCACAAUUUAACGGGAAUUUUGGCGGAGGACUUGGGCUCGUAUCGAAUCUUAUCCAGAUGCACUGGCACAAUGUGUGCACGUCUAACAUUAAGUACAUUCAGGAUUCCAGGAUGUAGUAUCAUUUGAAAGCAUUCACAUCUUAGUCUGGGUUUAUCUUGAUACAAUGUGUAGUUCAUUGGAUUUGGUGGUAUCAUCCAACAUCAUUGUUAUGUCCGUUAAAUGAUUCAAACCCUCGUUGCAUCAGCACCUGUUAAGUGUCAAAUGCAAAGAUGUUAGUGGCAGAAGCACACUCUGGAAUCUGACCCAAUCAACUAAAAGUUGUCACUUAUUAGACUUCAUUUAAGAAACACCUUCAAGUCAAAUGUUUUGAGGUCACUGAAUGUGUGUUUCAGCUCUCCUCCGGCACAAGGAGAGGUUCUGGAAGUGUUUCAAACAGACUGGAUCACACAAACAUGUUCCCAUUGCUCCUUCAAACAUCAUGUGCGGGAUUCGUUCUAAUUCUCUGCAUUUAAACAUGGACACGUUGAAGUGCUGUCCCUUUUGGACGUAAGAGUCCUGUCUACUACAACAAACCUCUAGCACACGUUAUAGUACACAAUGAUCAGGUGGCUCCAGAGCUCUGCGUGGUGACAAAGUGUUUUCUUAAAUGUCAGCGAUGCUUUAAGGACAGUCUUUGCAGCUACUUGUGAAUGCUCUCAAAUGCAAUCCAUUGUAUGAACUAAACUUGGAUGAUCUAACAUCAGAAGAAUCACAUGAUGGGCUCACAUUCCAGAUGGUGAUGUAUAUACUUGAGUGUGUCUGAUGGCUCAGCUGCACUGUCUUUCAAACGGUUACAUAGUGCUCUAAAACAUUCAUCAAAGCCUUUCACCAUGAACCAUACCUUGCUCUUAGUUUAUCUUUGCCUCAAUGUUUUUAUUUGUUUCAUUAUUCAGUUUGAACAAGUGUUGCUACUCAGACAUUGCUUUAUUACGAUGGCCUCCCUCUGGUAUAGUAUGUCCUAUGUAGCUGUGAGUGGUGGUGGAGAAGAGAAGUGGUGACCAAGAGAUGUAUGCACCGGAAAUCACCUCAAAAUGCGACGUGAAUUUGAGAUUAUAUAUGUUCUCUAAAUAAAGGGACCUCUAGUCUGUGUACUACUUUCUUUGACACUAAAAAUAAAGCAAGAGCUUGGAAGUGCCUAAACAUA
Messenger RNA from Gymnodraco acuticeps, 3506 nucleotides. It is a transcript of the gene golph3, whose product is annotated as golgi phosphoprotein 3. NCBI's taxonomy places the organism in Eukaryota, Metazoa, Chordata, Actinopteri, Perciformes, Bathydraconidae. Gene Ontology annotation, molecular function: phosphatidylinositol-4-phosphate binding. Bases 272 to 1153 code for a protein of 293 amino acids. Gene Ontology annotation, cellular component: trans-Golgi network; cytosol; Golgi cisterna. The record is from RefSeq and is a predicted model, not a curated record. Gene Ontology annotation, biological process: retrograde vesicle-mediated transport, Golgi to endoplasmic reticulum; Golgi organization; Golgi vesicle budding. The transcript has 4 exons.